Molecule: messenger RNA, 602 nt
Organism: Alligator sinensis (Chinese alligator)
Lineage: Eukaryota; Metazoa; Chordata; Crocodylia; Alligatoridae
Gene: RPS15A
Product: ribosomal protein S15a
Exons: 5
Coding region: 170-562 (130 amino acids)
Biological process (GO): translation
Cellular component (GO): ribosome; cytosolic small ribosomal subunit
Molecular function (GO): structural constituent of ribosome
Source: RefSeq, a predicted model, not a curated record
GGGUGUGGGGAGAUGGAGCAAGGCUUUGCACGAGGGGCGCCUCUUCCUGGUCGCCAGAUCCCUGCUCGGACAGUGCCCGAGUCCUUCUUGCAAGUGGAUUUCGGCGGGGUGCACUGGGCAGGGCUGAAAGCCCCUCCCUGGGCCCGGAUCCGUCCUUGUUCUAGGCAUCAUGGUGCGCAUGAAUGUUCUGGCUGAUGCUCUUAAAAGCAUCAACAAUGCAGAGAAACGAGGAAAGCGCCAAGUUCUCAUUAGACCGUGCUCAAAAGUUAUUGUACGGUUCUUAACCGUGAUGAUGAAGCAUGGUUACAUUGGCGAAUUUGAGAUCAUUGAUGAUCACAGAGCUGGGAAAAUUGUUGUCAAUCUCACAGGCAGACUUAACAAGUGUGGUGUGAUCAGUCCCAGAUUUGAUGUUCAACUGAAGGAUCUGGAAAAAUGGCAGAAUAACCUGCUGCCCUCACGUCAGUUUGGGUACAUAGUGCUGACAACCUCAGCUGGCAUCAUGGACCAUGAGGAAGCUAGGCGAAAACACACAGGAGGCAAAAUCCUGGGAUUCUUUUUCUAAAACUUGUAAACCAAGCAUACUAAUAAAUUGUUCAAAUGGA